AUGGGUAUCGAUCUCGACCGCCACCACGUGCGCAGCACGCACCGCAAGGCUCCCAAGAGCGACAAUGUGUACCUCAAGCUUCUCGUGAAGCUGUACCGCUUCUUGACCCGUCGCACCGACUCCAACUUCAACAAGGUCAUCCUGCGCCGUCUCUUCAUGUCGCGCAUCAACCGCCCCCCCGUCUCCAUCUCCCGCAUUGUCGGCAACCUCGACAAGGAGGACAAGCGCACCGUCGUCAUCGUCGGCACCGUCACUGACGACAACCGUCUCCUGACCGUCCCCAAGCUGACCGUCGCUGCCCUGCGCUUCACCGCCACCGCCCGCGCUCGCAUUGUCGCUGCCGGCGGAGAGGCCAUCACCCUCGACCAGCUUGCCCUCCGCGCCCCCACCGGCGGCAACACCCUGCUGCUCCGCGGACCCAAGAACUCCCGUGAGGCCGUCAAGCACUUCGGCUUCGGUCCCCACAAGCACAAGAAGCCCUACGUCGAGUCCAAGGGCCGCAAGUUCGAGAAGGCCCGUGGUCGCAGAAGGUCCCGCGGUUUCAAGGUCUAA
Colletotrichum orchidophilum is the source of this 552-nucleotide messenger RNA. Its product is annotated as eukaryotic ribosomal protein L18. Gene Ontology annotation, molecular function: RNA binding; structural constituent of ribosome. The transcript is spliced from 4 exons. Bases 1 to 552 code for a protein of 183 amino acids. Gene Ontology annotation, biological process: translation. Lineage: Eukaryota; Fungi; Ascomycota; Sordariomycetes; Glomerellales; Glomerellaceae. Gene Ontology annotation, cellular component: cytosolic large ribosomal subunit; ribosome. The record is from RefSeq and is a predicted model, not a curated record.